GUGUUCGGACGCCCACCUCCACGAGGGCUCUCACCGCACGGUCGCCCAGCUCAUGAUUCGCCAGGCUAAUCUGACGCAUGAACCUGGUGUGCGAGUGUGGCAGUGGGUGCAUGGCAGUGCGGCCGCAGCGAAGAGUGUGGCAGUGGGCCUAGCCCCGGCCACCCUGGAGCAAUCAUAA
Durusdinium trenchii is the source of this 178-nucleotide messenger RNA. The record is from the annotation of a GenBank genome assembly. Lineage: Eukaryota; Dinophyceae; Suessiales; Symbiodiniaceae.